Molecule: messenger RNA, 1012 nt
Organism: Trichobilharzia regenti
Lineage: Eukaryota; Metazoa; Platyhelminthes; Trematoda; Strigeidida; Schistosomatidae
Source: the annotation of a GenBank genome assembly
AUGGAUUUGAAGUACACUUUCUACAAGAUCACGUUUUUAUGUAUUUUUGUCAGUUUAACUGUGGCUCAGACUUCAGGAGAUCCUUCUGAGUCAAGUAGUCCAGAUAAUACGCCAACUACAUCAUCAACUUCAACGACACCUCAACCCACUACAACGACAUCUCAAGCCACUACAACGACAUCUCAAGCCACUACAACGACAUCUCAAGCCACUACAACGACAUCUCAAGCCACUGAAGCACCAACUCCUGCUCCUGAACAAACUCAUGCACCACGUGCUGUGCUAACCAAUCAACCACCUGCUGUACUAACCAAUCAACCACCUGCUGUGCAAACCUCUCAACCACCUACUGCGCAAACCAAUCCACCACAAAAUACUCAUGCUGAUCCGCAAACCAUUUCGUCAGAUACGUCCACUCUUGUUCAAAGCACAGUGACGCCUGGAAAUGAUACUACAGGAGCUCCUGGAAAUGACACUACAACGAAAGCUGCAAAUGGAGCACCUACUACUACUACUGCUAUUACAUCAAGAUAUCUAUGGAUAGUAUCAUUUGCAGUUGGAAUGAUUACCUUAAGAAUGAUCCAUUGAAGAAGUGAAAAAUAUAUAUUCAAGUAUAAAAUAAAGAAACAUUGAUGUAAUUUUGCGUUAACAAGUGGAACUUUUUUCGCCGCAUUACUUUUCACAUCAUCUAGAAAGCUUCUACUCUUUUAACUUGUAAAUUCAUUUCAGUUUUAUAUGUUUAUAUUUAUAUAUAUCUAAACUUUGCAUUCAUUGUCAUAAUAAUUAUUUUUAAAAAGAAAAUUAUUAAGGGUAUAAGAACAACAUUUAGAGAUACAUGAAUUUGUCAUAUUUUGUUGAUCACAACUCACAUUACUUUUUUAGGCGGUAAACAGAUCAGAAUCCCUGAUGUCGACUUGAUCUUGUUCUAAAUCUUCUGUUUUCAUAAUGAUAAUGAUAAUUUGCUUUAUUUAUGGGUAUAUUCUAAAUUAUUUCUCUUAAUUAUUACAAAUGU